AUGUUAGAGAAAGCUACAGACGCUGUUCAGAAUGCCAAAAUCUAUGCGAAACGACAAGCUGUCCUCGCCGUUGUGCAUCUUUGGACCACCCGCCUCGCGCUCGUCAGCGGCAUAACGACAUUCUUCGUUUCAAUGGAUUCUCUUCUCUUCUCCCUCUCCUCCGUCGUAACUCACGUCCAGGACGAAGAGUGGAGCGCCGUUGACAAGCUCACGACGGCCUGUUUCGCCGGCGCGCUCAUUCUCCAUAUCUGCUCAGCGAUCAUCUCGUUCAUGGGCUCGUUCGCGCUUGUGCGCCUCCAGCUCCUGGACGCCGACCAACAAGAGGUAGAAGCAGGAAUACCGCCUGAGAAAGCGCUGCCUCUCGAAUUUUCGGAGCUAGGGAGACUGUGGAAGGCGACAUUCGACGACGUGUACAGCCGAGUAGCUUUCCACCGUCCGCUCGCCAGGCGCUGCUCUAACGAGUCGCUCCUCGACCCCGGUCCUCCCGUAGAGCUACUAGCGUGUUGCAGCGCACUCGCCGUGGUUAUGACCGGGGUGGGCUUCAUCCUGGCAGUGGUGGGCAUCCUGACGUAUGUGUGGACCGUCACGCCAUUGAGCAUAGGCAUCUUCACGUCGGCGUGCUUUGGCGGGUGCAUUCUUACAUGCGGUGUUGUGUCGUUUAGAUACGCAAUUCUCACGAGAUGA
Molecule: messenger RNA, 684 nt
Organism: Sparassis crispa
Lineage: Eukaryota; Fungi; Basidiomycota; Agaricomycetes; Polyporales; Sparassidaceae
Exons: 5
Coding region: 1-684 (227 amino acids)
Source: RefSeq, a predicted model, not a curated record